This is a messenger RNA of Colletotrichum destructivum, 1245 nucleotides long. RefSeq lists its product as uncharacterized. Bases 32 to 331 code for a protein of 99 amino acids. The record is from RefSeq and is a predicted model, not a curated record. The transcript has a single exon. Lineage: Eukaryota; Fungi; Ascomycota; Sordariomycetes; Glomerellales; Glomerellaceae.
GAAAGAAUGCCCGGAUUGACCGCCGAUCAGGAUGCCGACCACCCCCACAUACCCGCCACCGGACGACCCGACCGUCCUGGCCUCCUCGCUGCACACGCUGCCCCCCUCCCCGUUCCUCCACCCUGAACAGUUCGGCAUGCUCCCCCUGCCCGAGUCUCCCGUCUUCCGCGCCACACCGUUGUCCCACCACAGGCACACGCCCUCGUCUUCAGUCACCGGCGAGUCGCCUCGGUCCGUCAGCGCGCCGUUCCCUCUGCGCCACGCCUGGGUACCUUCGACGCCAUCAUUCCAGUUCGACAACAUCGAGAAAGGCAAGGAGCGGGAGACGUAAAGCCGUCUUGCGCCCCAGCCUUCCCACCUCGAUACCCCUUUUGGAUUUGCAAAACACCCUUUAAUAAUGCUGCAUCGACACAAUAAACGCCAAUGUACACCACGCUCCUUUUGAGAAAGAGACAAUACGCCGAGCCCCGGAGCCCCGAGCCAGACUCGACGCCUUCCCUGGCCACGCCCAACAUGACACUCCUUUGUUACCAACUACAUACGGCCUCGACGGUAACACACACAUACACACACACUAUAGCGCUAAUCUACGACGACACUCCUUUCUGAUUCUCUCGAAGAUGAUACCCCUCCACGCCAUACACAAGCACCAAAAUAUAGACGUUCCUUACGGCAUCACAUGAUACCCCUACUGCAUCACACUCCUUAUCACGACGUUACGAACCUCUCCCCCAAACCAAAAAGCAUUUUUCGGAUUAUAGAAGGGGGGAAGGGAAGAAAAGACUCACACUCCUUACGGAUUAACAUUGGCCACAACAAUCCAAACUUGCAUAGCGAUUUGUUUUUCGUGUUUGAUGCAAAACACAACACAACCAACACUCGGCGUUCUAGGGGAAACAACAAUCACCACCACACGGGGAAAGGAUGAGCUUUUGAUCUCUCCGAACAUCUGCAUUGGGCGGCGUUUUAUUUUGAUUUCUUGAUAUUUGUUGCUGUUAAUACCGGGACGGAGGCUUGACUCGCCGGAGAGCAAGCUUUUAUUUAUUUAUUGUAGCCAUGAGAAUUGCGGGAAACAGUCUUGGAUUUAAUGGAGCCUUUCAACAGCCCGCUGGUGAUUUUCUCAAGUGUUGGGCUUUUCAUUUUUGUAAUGAUCUUGGACUUCUUUUGAUAGCUUGGGCAUGUUCCUAAACUUUGCUCACAGAUGAAAGAGACACGGAAGAAUACAGAACUUGAUUGACGCACAAA